AGCGCGUUCGCAGCCGGGAUCCGUGGGCGGUCUGUCCGGGCAGGUGUGAGGCCCAGCUCCCGGACCGACUUCCUCCUCGGCCUCCUGGUGUAGCAGGUUCUCUUCCAGGGAGAGGCGGCGGCCUGGGAUCGCACAGCUUUGGAAUGCGCCCCAGGGCAGAAGGGCCGGAGCCGCUCCUUCCUUCCUUGACUCUCCUCAAGGGGUCGGGCCACUCGGACCGUGCUCCCUUGAGGCCGGUAGCUCCUGGGAUUUGGAGUUACGGGAGUGUGAGCCCGCGCGGGAACGAGGUUGACCAGUCCAGAACUCAAUGGAGGCCUUAGACCUGGUUCUCCCUGGAGGUUCCUGGUAACAGCCCCUCCCUUCUGAGUGCCAGUAUCCAUGGCAACAGUAGAGAAUCCUCUCUCCCCAGGCCUGCUAGGAGCCCAGGCCUCAGCUCCUGAGAAACAUCAAGAAUGGCCCCGGAGUCUGGCCAGCAAUCUGAAGAAAAGCAGGAGCCACGAACCCCAGCAGAUGGAGAGCCAGUCAGCGGUGAUUUGGGGCUUCCAACUGACACACCUACAGACACAGUGGUUCCCCCAGGCCCCCAGAACACCAAGACCCACUCCACACGGUUGGCCUCUGUCCACCUGCAGUUAGCCCCCGAAGCACUGGACCCCCGCACCUUGCGGCUGCUGUGGGGGCAGCGAGAACUAGAGAUCCAAGCGCUUCGGUGGGCCAUCCGACAUGGGCCACAUGCCCGGCACUGUCACAUCCUGCAGGAGGUGUCAGGACUUCCAUCUGAGAGGAGCUUCCACAGUCCAGACAAGUUUCUACAGGAACAGGUGGAGAAGCUGACCCAGGAGCUGAAAGCACAGAAGGAACAGGCCCAGCUGGAGAAGGAGCACUUAGAGGAGCAGCUGAUGCAGACUGUCAGCAUGCUGCAGCAACUACAAGCCCAGCUGCAGGCCUUCCAGAAGUCCUGCCUCCUGCAGUUGGCCUGCUCCUCCUGGGUGGGUCGUGUACUCCCGUCCCAAACUGGCAGUGUGGAGGUGGUUACUGCAGAGACUUUAAGGGAUUCCAGUGACUUCUCUGAGAAUGAGGCUCCCACUGCUGGAGAGGGUUUCCGGUUGGAGGAUAUGGACUGGAACAGCAUCGCCCUCCGGUACCCCAAUCUCUUCAGUGAUUCCAGCACAAAGCAGAAGCAGCCCCAGCAGUCCCCGUCACUGGAAAAAGGGGGCUCGGAUUCCUCUGAGCACAUGGAGAAACAUCCCAAGACCCCGGAGUGGAGCUCCCUGCCCUGCAUGGCCACCAGCAGCUCCGGAGGUGCUGGCUCUGACUCUAGCAGCUGCCAGCCGGUCGUGCGUUCUGGAGUGCAGAAGGCAUCAGGGUACCCGCCCCAGACAGAAGAUUUGGCAUCUUCAGAGCAGAUCCCCACAAUGGCUUGGAGCUUUGGCGGAGAUUCGGAAGAUCUCCUGAAAACCCACUCACAACCGCUCAGCAAGACUCCCGAGGAUCCCUGCACAGCCCCUGACCACCGGCGUGUCAGUCACCAGCUGAGCCCCACUGGCUGCUGCCUGAAGAUCGUGGCAGUCAGCCGACGAGAGAAGUUCGUCCGCAUCCUUAAUGAGUCGCUGGAACAGACAGUCGACCUGGACGGCUUCUUGCUGCAGCAGCUCGAGCGCGGCUUCCCGGUGUGCCUGUACCGCUUCCCGCCCGGCACACUGCUGGCGCCGCAGCACCACAUCACGGUGUGGGGCCAGGGGACCAGCAGCACCAAGAAGCAGGCGCCCUUGUCCUUGGGCCAGGACGCUGGCCUGUUCCACCCCAGCCUGGGCUGCUUGACGCUCCUCCUGAAUCCCGAGGGCCAGGUCCUGGGUGAGCACCAGACUCCACACCGUGUGACUUCAGGCUCAAGGAUCUUCACUGACAACACUGACUGGUCCAUUGACCGCUUCCCACUCUCGAAGGCCCGGCCUUGCACCGACACAAGCGGACCCCGGAGCCGGCCCCGACCCCCGGGGAAAAGCCGGGUGCGGGACACCGGCACCCGGCGGCGGCGGAGGCCUGGGCUGUGGCCUCACACCCCCUUGCCUCCCAGGAUGCGGGAUAUCUUGCCACUCCUAAGCACCUGUCGGCCUUUCCACCUGCCGGAGGACAACCAGUCUAAGACUCUGGAGCUCCUGCCUCCCAUCAUCCCUGAGGCUGGGCUGUGUACCCAGGACUGCCCCACCAGGAAGGAGUGCAAGGUCCGGCUUUCAGGCCCUGAUGCUCCCCAGGUGUGCCGGAAAAAUGUGGACCGAAGCUGCCCCAUGGUGACCCUCUCAGUGCAGAGCACAGCUGAGAGUAGAUAUGGCUUCCGUUUCCUCAGCUGUCCCCCCAUCACUGUGGACACAUGCCAACGGGUGUAAGGCGGCAGGGCCAGGCAGCAGUGCCAGCUGCAUAAUUUAUUGAACCAAUGUUGCCUACAAAGUAAACUGCAUUUCUGUAAACCUGAAA
Messenger RNA from Marmota flaviventris (yellow-bellied marmot), 2475 nucleotides. RefSeq names its product lamin tail domain containing 2 (gene Lmntd2). The record is from RefSeq and is a predicted model, not a curated record. Gene Ontology annotation, molecular function: structural constituent of chromatin. Gene Ontology annotation, cellular component: lamin filament. Lineage: Eukaryota; Metazoa; Chordata; Mammalia; Rodentia; Sciuridae.